AUGACUUUGAAGAAAUGGCGCUAGAUCGAAACCACUGUCACACUCGUCUCUUUCUUCUUGUUUGUGAAUUCCUUGAUUACUUGGUGGAUGAGUUUGAUGAGAAAUCGAAUGCCUUUGCCGAUAUUCUUACCGUACAACAUCGGCUUUCUCGUCUCCUUUCCUCCCGCGUCUUCCUUCGGUCCACAGAAUUUAUAUUUUUUCUUCCACACGAGAGAUUAACGUUAUUGAAAGAUAUGAUCAAUGAGGCAAUGCGCACUGAUCCAGCAAGAGAACAAAUAAAAGAAUGGUGUGACAAAUUGAAUGAUUGCGCUAAGCAGAAAAAGCUAAGACACGGUACUAUUGAGAAUCUGCAAAAUGAGAUACCGGAAUUAAAAGCCAAGGUCAAAUUAUUAGAGAAGGAAAUUAAGGAAAUUGAAGUACAAUUAAAAAAUCAUCACAGUGGUAUUGAUACGGAAUCAGAUGAUGCACGGUCAGAGGAAUCGGCAAGCGGGGUAACGGCAAGACAAAGAGCAGUUGCCAGAGCACAAGCUGCCAGAGAUGCUGAAGAAGCUUUACGGGUCAAGAGAAUUCGUGCCGCCGAGGAAGCUGAAUCACUCGAACGUUUAAUUGGUAUCAAGCAACUGGAAUACGAUAAUCUUGUGUCACUCAAUACCACUGAACGUGAAGAUUUGAAGAACAGUCUGGUUGGUGGAUCCGUUAUAAGAGCUGCUGGAAACUCUGCUAAUCAUGAGCUGUAUCAAUUUGCUCAAUUAGGUCAAGACAGAUAUUGUCGUAACUAUUGGUUUUAUCGUCCGAUAGGGGGUAUUUUUGUCGAAGAUGUAGAGUGGUAUAGAUCAUAUAAUAAGGAAAGAAUGGAUAGUAAUGGGAAAGCAGCCGAGAAUGGAGAGGAAUCAUCGGACGGACAACCAAAACGACAGUCUAGGUGGUGGGUAAUUGAUUCAAUUGAAGCAUACCGAGCAUUGAAGAAUUCUCUUAAUCCACGUGGGGUGCGUGAACGAGCUCUUGAGGCUAGCUUGAAAAAAAUCGAAGACGAAGUUAUAGAGAGUUUUAAACGACUCAACCAAUGGAUAGAAAGACGGUCGAAUGAUAACCAGGAAAUUCAGCAGGAGAAUGUAGAAAGAGAUGCUGUAAAGAAGGCUCUACAACGUGACGGGGACAUUCACAAGAUAGUUGCUAGAAUAGCUAGGGAUAUGAGUACACUGACAGUUUAUGAAUAUGAAUGUAUUAUGUGUGAAGCGAUUAGACGUAAAUUGAAAGUUUUCGAGGCAUGUUUAAUAGAAAUAAGGCCUGACCUCGUCAUUGAGCAAGCAGACUUUGAUUUGGACAAUUGUUCUAAACCCGAGAAAUUCUUCGAAUAUGUAAAGAAGUUGAUAUCUUCAACCGGGAUUGUUAUGUCUGAACCUACCAAUGAUGAGGGAGAGCCAGCAUCAGCAAAGACUGCGACUAGCAGUAACGAAGAGCAAUCAUCCAAUGAUCAGUCACCUUCAUUUAAAUGGUUAGCUAUUGCAUCAUCUCGAUGGUAUUGGUCAGAUAUACGAACAUUUUCCAGUGUGUGUGCAAUGUUGGACGAGUUAAUAGAGGCACAUGACGUUGAUGUUAAAGCGAACGCAAAGCUGAAGAAAGCAAACAAAUCAUUAUCGCGGGGGUUGUCUAAGAAGAACAACGACACUACUGACGCCGAAGAUGAGGAUACAGAUGGUGCAACUGAAGAAGGAAGAAGUCGCGGGAGGGGGGGAAAGGACAUUAUAAAGGUACGGACAUCUAGGCGAUUGAAAGACAAGCCGAAGAUUAAUUACGACGAAAAUUCAAUUAAUAAAUGUGGUGGAAGUGAUGAAAGCUUGAACUUUACCAUCUCUAAAUAUCAGACACGCUCUGCAUCUCGACUUCGCCCAGAUCAGACAUUGAUUCAGGAUGAAAUGAUGGGGCCAGUAACGGUAUCAUCUUCAGACGGACUUCGUAUUUGA
This is a messenger RNA of Paraglomus brasilianum, 1964 nucleotides long. The record is from the annotation of a GenBank genome assembly. NCBI's taxonomy places the organism in Eukaryota, Fungi, Glomeromycota, Glomeromycetes, Paraglomerales, Paraglomeraceae.